GCUCGAACCCACGGCUCACAAGGCUCGAGCCAUGGUCAAGACCAACGCACACAACCGAGCCACCCUCAUUAUAUACUUCACCCCCCGCGCACGUUAGCACUCCUCACUUGUUUUCUCUCUCUCUAUCUCUCGGGGCUUCCGUUUCUUCUAUACGCCCUUGCCCUAUUAUAUCUAUACAUACACCUAUACAUACACAUCAAUUGCGCCCCCUUUAUAUCCACACAAUCCCUAUCUUGAACCUUCAGAUCUCUCUGCUUUUCUUCUUUUUCUCCGUCUUUUUCGGAGCUUCGCUGGUGAAAACCGCUCCGAUCGAUCCGAUUUUCUCGCGCAGCGAUUCGGUCAGUUGCUGAAGAAUCUUUGAUCAGAGUUUGAAGAUGGCUAUGCGGGGUAGAGAUGAAUAUGAAGAUUUGGAUGAAUAUGAAGAUGAGUAUGAAGAUGAAGAAGACCAAGAGGAUGCUGAGGAGGAAUAUGAAGAUGAGGUUCACCAGCCGACAGAACAAGAACUGGAAUACCUUGAGUUGCGGCAAAAAUUAAAAGAAUCUAUAAGGAAGCAGAUGAAGAAGGACCCUAGUUCUUCAAUUGCCAACUCCCGUGAAAAGAAGAGUUCUUUGCCAUAUAGCAAUUUUGGAUCCUUCUUCGGGCCUUCACAGCCCGUCAUAGCACAAAGAGUAAUCGAAGAAAGCAAGUCCUUACUGGAAAAUCCACAACUGGCAGAAAGUAUAUCCAAACCUAAACUUAGUAACCAUAAGGUCCAUGCUUCAGCCUCCUCAGGAUCCAGUUCUCGAUUGAAUGGUCACCCAACUAAAACGAAUAAAGUGAUGCAGACUCAAACUAAAGUCCAGAUGCUAAAGAAUACCAGGGACUACUCGUUUCUAUUGUCGGAUGAUGCAGAAAUUCCAGCUCCUAAGAAAGAGCCACAUUCUCGAAAUGUCUCUCUUUCAAGACCUGAGGGAAGAUCAGCUCAACUGCCACUUAAGAGCAAGGAGUUCUCAAGUAACAAUGGGAAGAAGGUUCUUAAUUCUGGUGAGGGAUCAAGAGCUGUGCCUUCUGACAAGCAGAUGAAGCCUAGAGGGCCUCACAGUUCGUCCUCUGCUGGCAAGCCAACAACAUCAAUGGAUUAUCGUAAGCAGAACGGUAGUAAUAAUGGAAUGGAUUAUCGUAAGCAAAACGGUAGUAAUAAUGGAAUGGAUUAUCGUAAGCAGAAUGGUAGUAAUAAUGGAAUGGAUUAUCGUAAGCAGAAUGGUAGUAAUAAUGGGAUAGGACCUGGGCGGCCUCAAUUGUCGAGACCUCAAAUGCCAAAAAGUUUACCCCCUAAGACUUACAAUAAUUCUUCAGAGAGAAAAAGUGCCCCACCAAGUGCAAAGAAUGCCUCCCCUGUUAUGCACAAGCCUAAUGUUUCCAGAUCUCAGCAAUCUGCCCAAAAACAAACCUUGGACCGAAGGAGGGAGUUGCAAGAAUCUCUCAAGGGAAAACCGACUUCAAGGCAACCGGUGUCCAGACCUCAGAUCAAACAGCCACCAGCUAAGGGGCCCUCUCGCGUCACUUCGCAACAGGAGAACCGGAAAAAAAGACCUGCAAGAAAGCAUCCUGAUGAAGACGCUGAAGACGUUGAAGCUAUCAGUAUGAUCAGAAAAAUGUUCGGAUAUAAUCCCAGAAAAUAUGCUGAUGUUGAUGACGACAGUGACAUGGAGGCUAAUUUUGAUGACAUUUUGAAGGAGGAGAGACGCAGUGCCAAAAUUGCAGCGCGAGAAGAUGAGGAAGAACUGCGGAAGCUUGAGGAAGAAGAGAGGAGACAGAGGAUGAGAAAAGAAGCAAAAAAGCGUAAGCUUAGCUGAUGAUUUUGCUAUUAGCUAUUUACAAUAGAAAUCUGCUGACUGUAAUGGGAGGAGAGGUUGUGGGUCAUUCUGACUGCCUUUAGUCACCCACUUGUUCCCCUGUCUUUCAAUGUGAUUACUUUUUGGUUUCACUUGGUUACCAUUUAUACAAUGGCCCAUACUUUUUCUUUUUUCA
Molecule: messenger RNA, 2010 nt
Organism: Daucus carota subsp. sativus
Lineage: Eukaryota; Viridiplantae; Streptophyta; Magnoliopsida; Apiales; Apiaceae
Exons: 10
Coding region: 375-1835 (486 amino acids)
Biological process (GO): transcription by RNA polymerase I; nucleosome assembly
Cellular component (GO): nucleolus
Molecular function (GO): DNA binding; histone binding
Source: RefSeq, a predicted model, not a curated record